GUCUCUCUCAGAUUCACAGCUCAGAAAAAUAAAACAAAAAAAGAAAUCAGUUCGCAAUAAAAAAGGUUUGAUUUUCUUGCAAAACCCAGACAUAUUGCAAUCUAAAACCCUUAUCUUUCCAUUUAUUCUGAGCGAACUUCGCUCUUCAAUUCAGACAAUUUGUGUUCAAAAAGGCAUUUUUACAGCAAAGCUUCUCAAAAUUAUCAAUAGUUGUCGUGGCAGCAAUUGAAACUUUUAUGGGUAUCUUGCAGUUUUCUGCUAAUCUUGAAGUUGGGAAAGAGAGUGGAUGAACUAGUUGAAUUACAUAUAGGUUGAAGAGCUCAAAUCUUGAUACUGUUCACAUUCAGAUUUUGAUAGUGGGAUGGGCUGCGGGUGUUCGAAUCUGUCACUGUGUUGUUGGAGUUCUGGGUAUAAUGCAUCAAUUCCUGAGGUGCAGGAUGUUGAAAAUGAAGAGAAGAGUGAGGUUGAUGAUGUACCCGCAUUUCGUGAAUACAGUAUUGAAACACUUAGGAUGGCUACAUCUGGGUUUGCUGCUGAGAAUAUAGUCUCUGAGCAUGGAGAAAAGGCUCCAAAUGUGGUUUAUAAAGGGAAGCUUGAAAAUCAGAGGCGGAUUGCUGUGAAGCGUUUUAAUAGACCGGCUUGGCCCGAUGGCCGACAAUUUUUGGAAGAAGCCAAAGCUGUUGGUCAACUGCGAAACCAACGGUUGUCAAAUUUACUUGGCUGUUGCUAUGAAGGUGAUGAGAGGUUACUUGUUGCAGAAUAUAUGCCCAACGACACAUUGGCAAAGCACCUAUUUCAUUGGGAAACACAACCAAUGAAAUGGGCAAUGCGAUUGAGGGUGGCUCUAUAUCUUGCCCAAGCUUUGGAAUAUUGCACCAGCAAAGGACGUGGCCUAUAUCAUGACUUAAAUGCUUAUAGAAUUGUUUUUGACGAUGAAGGCAACCCUAGACUUUCAUGUUUUGGCCUGAUGAAGAACAGUAGAGAUGGAAAAAGUUACAGUACAAAUUUGGCAUUUACUCCUCCUGAGUAUCUGAGGACAGGAAGAGUGACACCAGAAAGUGUAAUGUAUAGCUUUGGCACCCUUUUGCUUGAUCUUCUCAGCGGAAAACAUAUUCCUCCUAGCCAUGCAUUGGACCUAAUACGAGAUAGGAAUGUACAAAUGUUGACAGAUUCUUGCUUAGAAGGUCAGUUUACUAAUGAUGAUGGGACAGAGCUAGUGCGUUUAGCCUCGCGAUGUUUACAAUAUGAGCCCCGGGAGCGACCAAAUCCAAAGUCAUUGGUAGCAGCUUUAAUUCCACUUCAGAAGGAUACUGAGGUUUCUUCUCAUGUAUUGAUGGAUAUACCACAUGGUUCUGCAGCUUCUCCUCUUACGCCACUUGGUGAUAUGUGCUUAAGAAUGGAUUUGACUGCUAUGCAUGAGAUCUUAGAAAAUCUGGGUUACAAAGAUGAUGAGGGGGCAGCUUCUGAGCUAUCAUUCCAGAUGUGGACCAACCAGAUGCAGGAAACGUUAAAUUCGAAGAAAAAGGGUGAUAGUGCUUUUCGCCAUAAAGAUUUUAGGGCGGCCAUUGAUUGCUAUUCUCAGUUCAUUGAUGUUGGAACCAUGGUCUCACCUACAGUAUAUGCAAGGCGUAGUCUUUCUUAUCUUAUGAGCGACAUGCCACAAGAAGCGUUAAAUGAUGCGUUGCAGGCACAAGUAAUAUCACCUGUUUGGCAUAUUGCAUCUUAUUUACAAGCUGUUGCUCUUUUUACACUGGGAAAGGAGAAUGAGGCACAAGUAGCACUUAGGGAGGGAUCUGUCCUUGAGAAUAAAAGGGGUGCAGCUGCUUGACAGGAGGAAACUCAAAACAAAUUGGUCGUAUUCCCUUGAUUUUUUCCCUGUAGAUGUCGAUCCUUGGCAAAUACAAGCUUCUCAAUUUCCAGCCACAAUGAUAAAAGGUUCUUCAGUCUUAAAGCACAGCAUGAUUUGGAUAGAUGUAACUGGUUCUGAUCUUUGGUGUGCAUGACUGAUUUAAGUAAAAGUAGCCAUCCUCGUGAAAGAUUCUUUUACAAUAAACUGGACAAAGUUCCGAAAACUAGACGAGUUUCUGAUUACUGAGGUUGUGGGGGAAUAUUUAAAAUGCUUCUGAAACGGUCGUCUGUGGAGGGAUUCAAGUAUUGUUUAAAGCUGCAUUUAGCGAGUGAAUAGAUGAUUUGCCGUAUUUGUAAUUUUGUGUACAGUGCUACUGCGGAUGGCUGCUGCAAGCACUAACAUUGGCUUGUUUUAUGCGAUGUUCCCUUUUGGAAUCAAUUUUCUAUUUAGUUCUAUACUUCUCUGCAUCACUUGUUUGUAUUGGAAGGAUUCUCCCUAAAAGAGCAUCCGCUGGGCGCGGAGCUGUUUCACUGCUA
Molecule: messenger RNA, 2385 nt
Organism: Tripterygium wilfordii
Lineage: Eukaryota; Viridiplantae; Streptophyta; Magnoliopsida; Celastrales; Celastraceae
Product: serine/threonine-protein kinase BSK7-like
Exons: 12
Coding region: 362-1828 (488 amino acids)
Biological process (GO): protein phosphorylation; brassinosteroid mediated signaling pathway
Molecular function (GO): ATP binding; protein binding; protein kinase activity
Source: RefSeq, a predicted model, not a curated record